Talaromyces amestolkiae is the source of this 1932-nucleotide messenger RNA. RefSeq lists its product as uncharacterized. The record is from RefSeq and is a predicted model, not a curated record. Lineage: Eukaryota; Fungi; Ascomycota; Eurotiomycetes; Eurotiales; Trichocomaceae. Gene Ontology annotation, biological process: DNA-templated transcription. Gene Ontology annotation, molecular function: DNA binding; zinc ion binding. Gene Ontology annotation, cellular component: nucleus. Bases 1 to 1932 code for a protein of 643 amino acids. The transcript has 4 exons.
AUGACCUCAAAUCCGACCUUCGGACUUCUUGUCCGAAAGGAGCUCGGAACUGUAUACAUCAAGGCAGCCAAUGAAGGGAAUGGGAAUUGCAAACAUCUCUGUUCCGAGGGCCCCUUACGUGACCGAUUCAUUGCCGACUGGAGUAAAAAGGCCGCAUCAUCACCCGGUACAGGCGUACUUGGUCCUACCAGCUACUCGGCCGUUUACGAUGAUAGCGAAGAUGUGAUAAGAUCUCCUACAGUUACUACAUCUUUCCGUGAUUUGACCAAAUCACUUAGGCGUAGCCAAACGUCGGUCGAUGAUGCAGAUAUUCAAGUUGGUGCGGAACUCUUACUCUUUCUAUACGAGGAUUUCACUCUCUACGAACGCAUGUCAAUAUCCAAGUUCAGUCAUUGCGAGGGCUACGUUUUCGCACCCCCUUUGCUUCGACUACUCUUCGCGUCCGUCAGACAGAUGUUGAACAAUGCUAUCAAAGAUGAAUCCGAUCCUCUGCCUGACUUGAUAGAGCAAUCAAGAAGAAUCUUUGAGCAGUGCUCAAAGACCAUUUAUGUCGACGCCCAUAUGACACCACAAGACUACUUCAUCUCCAUGCCGAACAGGUGGGAGGUAAUUGGUGUAUUAUUUUCAAUCAUCGGCGCAAGUUCUUUCCUUCUUCCAGCAUCUGAUAUGAUCACUUUACAUCCCAAUGCAGCGAAUGUAGACCGGCAAGGCCUGUCACUGGUGUGCAUCUCUGCAGGAGAAAAGUGUAUAAAAUUUUGCGAUAAUGCCGGUGUUAUGUCAGAGCCGCUCUCGUGGGCUCUACUUGCGCAUGCGUCGCUCUUAACAUAUAUUCAUGGUGAUCACGAUUAUCGUCCUUGGAAGGUACUAGGUGAUCUUGCCACACUUGUAUAUUCUCUCGGCUUUCAUCAAAGAGAGAAUAGCGAGAUGCUACCGUUUUUCCUCGUCGAACAUCGCAAGCGACUCUUGCUCGGAGCGUACGCAGUUGAUAAAGAAUUAGCAACAUUUCUCGGACGUCCACCAAGGAUUAGUUACCGCCAUAUCAAUGUUGACCCUCCCCUCGAUAUAACUUAUGAUGAACUCCUCGCCGAACCAGAUAUUCGAGAUGCGACAAUGGCACAAUUAGAUCAGGAUGGGUGGAACACACGGGGCAUAGUUACCAAGACCACUUUUGUUCGCGCAAUUUACAAGAUUGGUCAAGUGAGGGAGUUAGUACUCGAAUUGUCUCUGAAUGCCCGACUUGAGGACUUGGAAAUGAAAAUCCUUGAUAUCACGAAUCUUGCUGCUGAGAUUCGUAGCCGGUUGCCACCACGCUUUCGGACUGUCAGUUACAGUGAUGGCGUGACUAUGUGGGAAUCAGAAUCAAAUCUGAUGACACUUUGCUUUCAUUUGGAGUGCUUAUACAAUGAGCUCAUCAUGCAGAGAAUUCUUGUCAAGAGGACCGGUCACGAAUCCCUGAAAUUGCGGACCAUUGCCCAUGAGAUGUUGAAUACUCUUUUGCUUGUCAAUGGAAAUCGGGCUCCGGAUGGAAGGGACAAUAAUACGGUGGCUUGGAAUACAUCCUUCUACGGACUCCCCUCUGCUGGCGUACUGGCAAUCGAACUCCUUCGCCAGAGCCAAAGCACCCAUCCUGAUCCAACCUUCCCUCGCUCUGAAGUCAUUCAAAACCUGAGCAGGUUUGCCGGAGAUCUAGAAUACGCCAUUGUACGAGAAGCCGGCAACUAUGAAAUUUGUCAACAGGCUCGAAAGAUGAUUCGAUCCAUUCUAGAUCGUGUUCUUUCAGCACCGCAAGUAUCGCUGCCAACAAGCGCUGAUGUGAGCUCUAUGCCCAUCGAAUGGCUCGGGAGUGAUGAUAUAUGGUUGAAUCAAGAUUCCGACUUUAUGAGAUGGAUCAACAAUUUUGAUUGGAACCAAGAGACAUCUAUUGGGGAGUAA